GCGCUCUAUACUCACUCUAACAUUUCUUCGACUGUCAAAUUCGAAGCCUUUGGCUUAGGUACAAUCAUGUCGUCUUCCCAAGUUAUCAAGCGUGCAUCUGCGAGUGGCCCAACGAAAAGGGCCUCCACCGCCGCCUCAGCCCCGAAGCCUCCCCUCUCAAGCUCCUCUCGUGCAAUUAUCGCUGGCCAUGCUUCUCUCAGCGGAAUGAAUCGUAUUUCGUUGGGUCCUUACACCGUGCUACAUCCUUAUUCGCGCAUUUCAUCUAACGUUGCACCGGUCACGCUCAAUGAGGGAUGCGUUAUAUGGGAGAAGGCCACAAUAGGCAUUUCAGACAAUAGUAUCAGGUACAGCGAGGACAAGUCAGAAAAAGAGACGCAAAGGGGUACCACCCUGAACAGACAUGUUGUCGUUGAGAGUCUAGCCGUGGUAGAGGCCAAGGAGAUCGGUGAGGGCACUAUCAUCGAGAGUGGUGCCAAGGUAGGCAUCGGAUGCGUACUUGGCAAGUACUGUACUGUUUCUCCUGGUACAAUUGUGCCUCCAUUCACCGUACUGCCUGAUUUUACAGUGGUCUUUGGCUUCGCGCAGACGCGUACGAACACCACACUACAGGACCGAGAAGACAUCAUGAAGUUGAAGGUGCAAGCACACGAGAAGCUUCUGGAGUCACUCGCGAUACUUAUACCCAACAACCUGGCGAAGUGGCAAUGAAAGGCGAGCAUUUGGCGCUAGGAAAAUGCAUGCAUAUAACAGUUUCGAGCGUGCCCGAAUCACUCCAUUCAAUACACAUUCGACUGACUAUUCGACUCGCACAUCGAUGCCCGCUGCCGGUAGGAAGAGUGUGAAUAACGAAAAGAGUGUGAUUUUAGAACACCAUAUCAAUUUAGUACUAACAAAAGCCUGAUUCGUAUUCGCUUAGGUAUGGCCCACCUUUACCUUGGCAAUUUCCUCCACACGAUCCACGAUGAGUUUGUCG
Molecule: messenger RNA, 973 nt
Organism: Pseudovirgaria hyperparasitica
Lineage: Eukaryota; Fungi; Ascomycota; Dothideomycetes; Acrospermales; Acrospermaceae
Exons: 3
Coding region: 67-708 (213 amino acids)
Biological process (GO): mitotic spindle organization
Cellular component (GO): dynactin complex
Molecular function (GO): dynein complex binding
Source: RefSeq, a predicted model, not a curated record